This is a messenger RNA of Microplitis demolitor, 2329 nucleotides long. RefSeq lists its product as uncharacterized. Bases 965 to 1705 code for a protein of 246 amino acids. The transcript has 8 exons. NCBI's taxonomy places the organism in Eukaryota, Metazoa, Arthropoda, Insecta, Hymenoptera, Braconidae. The record is from RefSeq and is a predicted model, not a curated record.
CUAUUUUUAGGCAGCAAUUAAAUAUUUAUGUUUAAUAGCAAAAUAACAAACAAAAUGAUUAUAAUAAAUAGCCAUAUUAUUCUGUCAUAAGCGCGCAAAUUAAAAGUACAAUAAACGGGUUGUAUAAAAAAUUAUAAAUAAUAGUAGACGUACCUUAUUUAAUAUAGUUUAAUAAUAAUUAAUAAUAUUAAUUUAGUGUUUUAAUGACCCGCCAAUUUCACAGAUACAUAUAUAUUAUAUAUGAUAAAUGAUAUAGUAUGUAUUAAAACAAACAUUUAUCCGUUGGUUUUAUUAUGCUAGUAGUAUAUAAAAGCGAAAUACUUUUUAUCAAAAGUUGAUACAUACUCUGAUGAUAAACUUGAACUCUCUCAACAAAAAAACAUUAUUUUAAAUUAUUAUUAAUUGAAACGAAAUUUUAAUAUUUUAUAAUGCAAAAUUACGAAUAAUAAGCAUCAAGUAUGUAGGAAAAUAAUGUAAAAUGAACAUGAUAAUUAUUUAUUUAAAGAAAUAAAUAAUAAAUAAAAUAAAUGAUAACGCUUGCGCUCCUAGAUAGAUGAAUAUUUUGUGACGUAAAAUAUCGUAAGAGCGCAUGAACGAGGACACGCAAGUCUAUAACAGGUCCAUACGUAGUCCUGUGUAACGCGGCGCGCGGAUACGACGGCACCAUCGAGAUCAGUCGAGGAAAAUAUUUUAGAGACAAAAUCUAAUUAUAUACAUAUAUAAUAUAACAUGGUGAUUGUCAAUCCAUCAAUAAUCAUCCUAUUAUCCCUAAUAAAAUGAAUAGUACAAUAUAAUGUGGUGGUGGUGGUGGUGCCGCCGCCGCUGAUAAUAAUAUAGAUAUAUGUAUACAUACCAACAAGGUGAUGCGCAACAGGGAUAAAAGUAAAUGGAUGAUAACAUAAAAUAAGUAGAGAAGAAUAGGAUAAGGAUAUAGAAAAGGAAGGAAAGGAAAAAAACAAGCAGAAUGGGAAAAGGCGAUAAACGAGGUGUCGGCCAGCGUAACGAAGCUGUUAGCACGAGUAGUAAUUUAGUAGGAAAAUUUACACAAAGUGUACGAAGAAUAGUUCAAGACGUCAAGGACGAGGGAUCAUCGAGUGGUUUACCAAAGGAAGAUUUAAUUGAAACGAAUGAACGAUUGAGAACAGUGAGGGUAAGAUUAGAGACUAGUUAUGAAACGGCUAAACGUGCUUUAACUGAUUUGAUGGCUAAAUAUACUGACAGCAAACAAAUACGCAAUAUAUUCCAACGUUAUAAUAUUCUUAAAGUUAUAAUAAAGGAUGUUAUUAAAUUGGAAACUCAAUAUUGGAUUCUUGUUGAUAUACCACGACAAGAGAAACAAGAAACAGUGCCAGCAUUUGUACUGAGAGCAUGUGCUAUAAUGGAAAAAACGCAUAAAACUUGUGAAGGCAUUAAAAGUUUUGCUAAAUUUGCUGGAGAAGAUGCUGCCGAAAAUAAAAAGGAACGUAUCGAUCGCCUCGAAGAUAUGACAACAUCGCAGAUAGAAACUGAAAAUACUCAAAUGAUUAAUGAUCUUUAUCGAUUACUUAAAAAAUAUACUGGUUUAAGGAAUCUUAUUCGAGAUUUAAAGGUGGAAUACAACAGUUCAAAAGUUUAUCCUAUGUUUCCUCGUUACACGAUACUAAAAGACAUGAUCAAAGAUAUAAUGCAUAAUCCAUGCUACAUGGAAGUUUGCCAUGAAAAUUAAUAAACAACAACAAAAAUCAUAACACAUAAUAAUAAUAAUAUGAUUGAGAGAAUUUUGUAAGUGCAAUGCAGUUUUGCUUGACUUAAAUCACUACAUAUUCAUUACGUGAUAUUAUAUUUAUUAAUUAUUUUAAUUCGUAGUCUUAUUGCUAUUUAUUCGCACUAAUUAUUAGUGCUAUUGAUACGUAUAGUGCAUUUUUAAAAUAGUAUAAUAUAUUCAAGAAAAUUGAGAAAAAAAAAAAGAGAUUAAAUGAUAGUUGAUAGAAUUUUUAUGUCUAAAAUAUAUCGCAUUUUUUUAUUAUUAAUAUAAUAUAUAAUAGAUAGCUUUAUUUCAGAUAAAGUAUUAUUAUUUAAUGUCAUAGAUUUUUUUUAUUUCUUUUCAUUUGUUAACGUUUAGGUAUAAAAUUUAGUUGAACAUAUAUUAUUUUUUAGUUACGUAUUAUUAGAAAGAACUAUUUUCAAAUAAAUAUGUGCCAUUGUAUGUGUGAACUAGGCUUAGAUGCAUUUAAUUUUAUUUUUAUUUUGAUUCUAAUCAAAAUAAGAAAAGGAAUAAUAAAAUAAAAUCAAAAAUAAUAUUAAUAAUAAUAAUAAUAACAAUAAAUGUAAGUAUAUGGAUAUAAUUAUA